Messenger RNA from Paramecium sonneborni, 531 nucleotides. Lineage: Eukaryota; Ciliophora; Oligohymenophorea; Peniculida; Parameciidae. The record is from the annotation of a GenBank genome assembly.
AUGUUAAUAAUUAAGCUUACUUAUUAAUAUUCUUUGAAAUAACAUUCUGAAUACGUUCCAUAUCUUUUAGAUCUUGAUUUAUUUAUUAUUUGGAAGAAAAAAUGUGACAGUGCUAAUAAAAAAGCUCUGAAUAACAAUAAAUCUAAUGAACCUAAAUAUUACAUAUAUUUGCCUAUAGGAAACAGAGUUAUUUUUAUUAAUAAUCAUAAUUCCUUUAGGUUAUCAAUAAUUAAGGUAUUUUAAGAAUGGUCAAUCUAUAAAUAAAAUAAAAAUAAAAUAAUCAUAUCAAGAAUAUUGAUUGUGAAUAUUAAUUCUAUUUCCCUAUUAUAUAUAAUAAAAAUAGGAAUUUCUUAUUAAUCAAACAUAAACAUCAUAUCUAUCUAAAACGGUAAUUAGAUAAUUGAAAAUUUAUUACUUAAUCAACUGUUCAUUGUGGAACAUAACGUAAUUAUGACAAAUGAUGGAUAAUAUUUAAUAUUUUGGGAUUAAAAAUUAAAGAAAUAUUCAAAAUAUUAAAUUAUAAGAGUAUGA